This is a messenger RNA of Fibroporia radiculosa, 1389 nucleotides long. RefSeq lists its product as uncharacterized. Bases 1 to 1389 code for a protein of 462 amino acids. NCBI's taxonomy places the organism in Eukaryota, Fungi, Basidiomycota, Agaricomycetes, Polyporales, Fibroporiaceae. The transcript has 2 exons. The record is from RefSeq and is a predicted model, not a curated record.
AUGUCGUCCUCUCUCUCUUUCUCUCGUCGUCGCUCCCCCACCUUCUCUCUCCAGGAUUUCUCCGAGCUCAUCGCAAACGCAUUCAAUCUACCUCCUCCCCAUCCCUCUCCUGCGCUUCUCCCCGCGUCGCCCCCUCCCCACUAUUCGUCCACCCCUCCUCCCAGGCCCUGUUCUCCUUCCUCCAGCCAUUUCGACGCCGACGAAGAUGCGGAUCCCAUAUUUCAAUCAGAAUCCACCACCACUCACUCCAACACAGAUAGUACCCCACAUGUGCGGCCAUCCAAGUCGCGUUCCAGCGCCCUCAGCAUACUGAAAAACGUACGCACGAGAGCAUCCGCCCUCGUCCUCCGUCCAUUAGACACAAACAUCGAUCUGGCAGCAACUCCACAUGCCUCCACGCGUCCCAGCAUCUCGUCUCAGGGUACUGUGGUCUCCAGAACAACCUCCUCCUUCGCUUUCCUUUCCCGUCCCUCUUCCCCAAGUCAAAACACAAGGCCCUUCCCUUCCACUUCCGGCAACAGUCUUUCCCUCGCACGUUCUCGCUCCCGCACAAAAAGUGUUCCAGACCGCGUAUCUUUCCUAAAACUCCAUCCUAAGCGUGAACUCGCCUCCGCCACUGUUUCUAUGCCUGCUUCACGUCCCAGCCUAGGCGCUCUUCCCCAGCCGCCCGUCGAUCUUCCUUCAUUCUUCGAGGACACCGGUUACACGGAGCGCCGGCCGCCCCCGCCCGCAUAUAGUCGCCCCUCCACUCCCGCUGCUCCCACAAUGCCUUCCCUGCGCGUACACUCGAGACUUCCCCCACUUCGCAAAGCCAAGAGCGCCUCAACAAGCAUCUUCCGAGGAAAGCAGUCUAAGUCCAGGGGGGCACCGACAGCGGACACUGUGGCGGCGGCGGAGUCUCGCACGGCGUUUGAUUGGAGCGCUUCUGGCCACCUCGAAUGGCCGUUCGGUGCGGAUGACGACAACUGCUUCAUGUCCCCCAGGGAUCCGCCUCCUGUACCACCACUGCCACCGUCUUUGGGUGGCCAAAAGUGGGACCUAUCGGAGUGCGGUGAUGUCGAAGGAGAGCUGGAAGUCCCAGCCUAUGUGUUUGCGCGGCGGGGUAGCGCGACCAGUACGUGCACGAGCAGUUCGGUGGUGAGUAUCCGCUCUAUUCCCAUUCCGUCGGAGUUUGAGCGGCAAAGGCUUGGCUCAUCCCGAGACAUUGAAUCUCCUGUCCCCGCCUUCUCCCGAGUAUCUCGGAAGUGUGCCACGGGGACGUCUAUUGAGAUUAUAAUCGCGUCCUUCUCCAUCAAUAUGACACAGACCGCUUAUGGCGUCUGCCAUUCACGAUGCGAAGGUUUCGCGCCUCCCGAUCCAUUACACCCCCUUUCGCUUCCAAGGUAUUAG